This is a messenger RNA of Ascochyta rabiei, 2190 nucleotides long. RefSeq lists its product as uncharacterized. The transcript has a single exon. Bases 1 to 2190 code for a protein of 729 amino acids. The record is from RefSeq and is a predicted model, not a curated record. NCBI's taxonomy places the organism in Eukaryota, Fungi, Ascomycota, Dothideomycetes, Pleosporales, Didymellaceae.
AUGCGCACAAACAACGAUAGAGGCGAGAAGGAAUCGUCUACUGAGUCCGAACUCGGUCCGGAGAAGACAAAACGAAAGAAGCCUUCACGCGCUGAUCUCUAUCUCUGGCAGGACAACAUGAUACGGCUGUACAACAAGUGGGGCAUUGGAGAUCUUAACAAACUGCCCAAAGGUGGCAUCGGACCGGAUCAGUUGCAUUUGUAUCCCGACAACAUCAGACAUACUGCGAGAAACGGACGAUUGAGUCACCUGAAAACACGCUACCCAACCAGUGCGCUGCGUCUAGAUCCUGAUGCGAUCAUGAGGAAACGUGCGGAGGUUGAGCGAACGAGGAAAGCGAAAGGGAGAGCUCAGAGAGACAUGGUGGAUGCAAAGAAGUAUGCGGUUGUUGAAAAACUACCGGAAGGUCACCAGCCUUAUCAUGCAAUCACCGAACGUACCAGUCCAUGGCAAUACAAAGAUCGCCGCAUUCACACCUCAUGGGAGAGCUCGACUUGGGGACCAGCGAUUACAAAUAAGGAGAUCGUUCUCGGAGAGCGGCGUGAGUGUCACCUACCACGCUAUGAGACACUCAUCAUACCUCGUACAGUCUUUGAGCAGGGAUUACUUUACGACAAGAUCAAUAAUCGGAGACGGGUUGGUGCUGAUGGAAAAUGGCUGCGAGGAAAAGUCACACACAUGAUCUUCGACAGAUAUUACAAACUCGACGAGCAUGAGCAGCGCAUUCCACUUCCGGGUCCGCACUAUGUGUAUUGUAAACCACACUUCACUCCUGCUGGUCCUGUGGCUCAAGUUCAUAGCAGUGACGGAGCAUAUACUGCACGAAGACAAGCGCAUCCUAAGUUUGCGCUUGUGAAACACAAAGACGAUGCUCUGUCGGAUGCCGAAGAGGAAGAGUAUGAAGACGACCAUGUGUUGCUGCCGGAUGUGCCUGGGGAUUCUGACGGGACGCCUGAUUCGCCUGACAAACCAGAGGAUGAAGAUUCGGAGGAUGAUGGUGAUGUGUUUGCAAGGACCUAUAGAGAGGGUUCAGGCCUCCCGUACCGCCCAUUGCGGCCCAUUGAUGAAUUGAAAUCAGGGGGAUCCGACUCAGGUGAUCCGCCAGAUGGCGGAGAUGGUCCACCAGGAGGGGAUCCGCCACCUGGAUCUGGUGGUGACGAUGACAUAGAUAGCAGUGAAGAUGACGACGACAAUGGAGGUGUCACGAAGAUCAAGAAACGCACAUUCGGUAUCGAGGGCGAAAAGUUUACAGACGAUGCCAAGGGCAAGUAUCGUUUGGUCAAAUGUACCAAAAGGUACCGGUGUGGCUUUGAAUUCACGCAAAGCGACCGUGUACCAGCCCUCAACCCAGGUGCCAAGAAGUUGUACAACGACAAGGGAGACAGGUUCACUGAGGUGUACCCAAAAAAUGCACCAAUUCCUGUCAGACGAAAGGCAGAAUACAAGGGCGUCAAGUGGAAAAUGGGUAAAGAUGGUUUCUUUCGCAAGAAAGAUCUGAAAUGGCGUCCUGUUCUGAUCUUGCGCAAAUUCAACAAAGACGAUGGAGCAUACGUGGGUGCUAGCGAUCCCUUCGGGCAAUUUCCUGAACUCAUCAACGGAAAUCUUCCAGAAAACCUCGUACGCGCUUACAACAAAAGCAUUCUCCAGUACAUCAACCGUAACGACCACGAGGUAGGACGUCCAAUCAUUCAGCCGCGCUGGAUAGACGAAGAAAUCAGAGAAGCCGUACGCUUCCUUAACGACCUUGUUCGUCAGCACGGUCUCAUUCAACUCUUUGAUCAGUGGGACGACAUCAUCCACAAAGCCCAAAAAGCGCUCGAUAAGUACCGAAUAAAACAGAUGAACCAACCCAAGCGCGGACCGGAAAGCGUGCGUACUAAGUUUGCCCGCUCAGAAGGUCUCCAAAAGAAGGUCAAGAAGGCGGGCGAUCUGAAACAUCGUACAGACAAGAUUUCGAGUGCGGAGCUGAAACCGGAAGAUCAUUUUACUGUCAAGGAUUUUGGAGUAGAGGCUACAAAAUUCAAGGCGAAGAAACGUACCGCUGGGGGUAAGGCGAAGCGGGAAGCCAAGGCGAAGACUGAGGGGGAAUUUGCAAGCGAAAAUGAGAAUGGCGAGGAGAGUGCCGGUGAAGGGGACGACGAUGAUGAGCCUGAGGUUGGGAGUCGACCCCCGAAGAAGAAGCGUAAAUAG